Molecule: messenger RNA, 1173 nt
Organism: Wasmannia auropunctata (little fire ant)
Lineage: Eukaryota; Metazoa; Arthropoda; Insecta; Hymenoptera; Formicidae
Exons: 2
Coding region: 370-828 (152 amino acids)
Source: RefSeq, a predicted model, not a curated record
AGACAAAAAGAUUACAGACGAGAAGGAAAGUUGAAAAUAUAAGCUUCAAAUUGUCAAUAUCGUAAUCACAAGAGACUUUCACGCCAAUAAUAGCAAGACGUCUUGCUUGAUAUCCGGUUAUUUUAACCUUUACGCAAUCUGCUUUUAUCUUCGGACUUUUUCCAUUAUUAUCGCGUACCGAAGAUGAAUCAAAUCCUCGACUUGAGACCCGUUUUAGAAUCGUUCCUAUACUUCGCCUGAUACGCUCAACUUUAUUGUUCUUCGCGUCUUGAUGGUGCCUUUAUAGAGCGCAAAUGUGACUGAAAGUCGAUCGUAUACGCGCGGCGGUAUCCUGUUUUAUAAAUCUCCAACGUGUUUCUUUACGAGCAAAUGCACAUUUUUGAUACAGCACCAAUUUAUGCGGCUUCCGUAAAAAAAAAAACACAAAAGACAUCCACGCAGUUCUACCGAAGCAAACAGAAUGGAAAAUACGCUAGAAGCGUAUCAGUAACGCACGGUCCGAGUAAAGAUGAAAAUGCGGUUUUUAAAGUUUCGCAAUGGCGCUUCGUGAAUUCGCUAAUGACGAAAUUUAGAUGUAUACGUCUCGCAAAACCACGUCACACUCGUCCGCUGGCAAGGUACGCAGUUGUUCGGUUUUUGCCGGGGAUGGCAGUGACAUUCUCGGAAUUUCUGCAAUUUACAGGAUCACUUUGUUCCGAAACGCGAUGCAGAUUCGAGACGAACACCUCGACAAAGGCAAACGAAUGUAAGCACGUGUGUUGGUCACUGCGUGGCCGACAAUCUGCAAUUGAGCUACAAAUAAUCGAGAACGAAAUCGCCGCGCGGUGAUUCUGAUGAGAGAGAAUCGUCCAUGAAUCUCGUCCAGCUAUUGCACACUCAUUCGGUCGCGGAAUGGAAUUCAAAAGCGCCCGUUAACUCGUAUAUAUACAUGAUACAUACGUGCGGGGACGGCUUACGUGUCGUGACGAACAAGCAAUUUCUGCCGACAAACGAACGAAACUUGCGUGCUGAAUUCGGCGCCGAUUUUUCUUAAUAUCCUGCCAUUACACGUAAUUCGGAUUCGCAAAGCCGGAAGUCACAAGGAAUUUUAUCACUCCUUUAUCCAAUAAUAGACCUCUUCUGACCAGAAUUCAGGAUAAGAUUGAUUCUGAUCGAACCGGAAGUUACCCCGAA